ACAGGCAGCAGCAUCACCGACUCAGAGAGUUACUCUGUGCUUCUUGUUGUGAUUUGAUCAUCCUUACACUCCACAGCUACACAGCUGCACUGGUUGAACACCAGUCAUGAACAACAGUGACGAUUUCAAUGAUUUCUUCGGUGAUCUGUUGAACGACAACUCCACACUCCCACCCUACGUCAUCGAUGAUUUAAUUCCGUUGUGUCCCAAGACUAAUGUCAACAAGUUUGGAGCCCAAUUCAUCCCAUUCUUCUACUACACAAGCUUCACCCUAAGUUACCUGGGCAACGGGCUUGUUCUCCUCAUCAUCUACAAAUAUGAGAAGCUCAACUCAGUGACAAACAUCUUCCUCCUGAAUUUGGUGAUGUCAAACCUUCUCUUUGCCUCCAGUCUUCCCUUCUUGGCAACAUACCAUUCGUCUGAGUGGAUCUUUGGCACUGUGAUGUGUAAGCUGGUCAGCAGUGCCUACUUCAUCGGCUUCUACAGUUCCAUCCUCUUCCUCACGCUCAUGACAUUUGACCGGUAUCUUGCGGUGGUGCAUGCGGUGGCGGCCGCCAAGAGCAGGAAGAAGAUCUAUGCCAUCAGUGCAGCGGUGGCAGUGUGGUGCAUCAGUGUUAUAGCAAGUGUCAAAGAGCUGGUUCUCCAAAACGUGUGGGAGCAUCAUGAGCAUGGGUGGAUGUGUGAAGAGGAAGGUUACGACAAGAGCAUCAUGGACCGCUGGCGCCUGGUCAGCUACUACCAACAGUUCCUGCUCUUCUUCCUCCUCCCUCUUUUUCUGGUUCUGUAUUGUUACAGCAGCAUCACCAUCCGGAUCCUGUCCACCCGGAUGAAGGAGAAGUGCCGCGCCAUCAAGCUCAUUUUUGUCAUCGUCUUCACCUUCUUUACUUGCUGGACACCCUACAACAUAGUCAUCCUCCUUCGGGCCAUUCAAAUGUCCAACGGCAAGAAAAAUGACUCAUGCUUAGAGUCAGAGGCGCUGGACUAUGCUCUGUAUGUGACGCAGAAUGUGGCCUACCUGUAUUGUUGCAUUAGUCCUGUGUUUUACACCUUUGUGGGUAAGAAGUUCCAGAGCCACUUCAGAAGAUUGCUGGUCAAGAAGAUCCCCUGUCUUAGAAGACACAUCAGCCUCAGUAGCCAGAGCAGCAGGACCACCUCUCAGAGAACAGAGAACACACUAUAUAUGAGUAGGCAGCUUGCAGCAUCCACUGGGUGAAAGAAUGUUUAGGCCAUUACAGGAAAACAAUUGAAAGUCAAAUCA
Messenger RNA from Myripristis murdjan (pinecone soldierfish), 1258 nucleotides. RefSeq names its product C-C chemokine receptor type 5-like. Gene Ontology annotation, cellular component: external side of plasma membrane; membrane. Bases 107 to 1213 code for a protein of 368 amino acids. The record is from RefSeq and is a predicted model, not a curated record. The transcript has 2 exons. Gene Ontology annotation, biological process: calcium-mediated signaling; positive regulation of cytosolic calcium ion concentration; G protein-coupled receptor signaling pathway. Gene Ontology annotation, molecular function: C-C chemokine binding; C-C chemokine receptor activity. Lineage: Eukaryota; Metazoa; Chordata; Actinopteri; Holocentriformes; Holocentridae.